This is a messenger RNA of Asterias rubens (European starfish), 5521 nucleotides long. RefSeq names its product splicing factor 3B subunit 2-like. The transcript is spliced from 21 exons. The record is from RefSeq and is a predicted model, not a curated record. Lineage: Eukaryota; Metazoa; Echinodermata; Asteroidea; Forcipulatida; Asteriidae. Gene Ontology annotation, biological process: mRNA splicing, via spliceosome. Bases 176 to 4012 code for a protein of 1278 amino acids. Gene Ontology annotation, cellular component: U2-type spliceosomal complex; catalytic step 2 spliceosome; U12-type spliceosomal complex.
GCCCCUGUUAUAACAAGUGUUGAAUGACCGGUUGUGCCAACUCGACUGUCUGUUGAGCGCAUGGCAUGCAUGGCAUUGCGUGUGUAGUGUGCGUCCGCUAUCGUUGUGCAAACGUUGUCUGCGCGCAAGCAGUGGUAUUUUUUUUUCUUCAGAUGACAACAAACAACGACAAAAUAUGGCCCCUUCUUUAACGGAGCUGAGGAAGCUUCGAGUGGUGGAUCUUAGGGAAAGGUUGCAGCAGCUGGGCCUUGGAACUUCAGGGUUGAAAAAUGAUCUCGUGGAAAGACUGUAUAAGUUCUACCAAGAUCAAGAGCUUCAAAGUCAAGCUCACACUGAGCCCCAAGAGGCUCCUGGUAGUUCUCAUCAAGAGGAAGAAGCCCCUUGCAUGUCACCACCCCAUGGGCUUCUCCAGCAACAGCAGCAGCAGCAGCUGAUGUUCCAGCAGCAGCAACAACAGCAGCAGUUAUUACAUCAACAGCAAAUCCUGGCGGAGCAGCAACGGCAGCAGCAGCUCCAAGAGCAGCACAGUAUAUUAGAACAACAGAAACAGAUGGUAUUUGAGGAGCAACAAAGGCGGCGAUUGGCGGAGCAGCCGCAGCAGCAGCAACAACAGCUUCAUGAGCAGCUUCGAGUUCAACAGCUGGAAGAGCAGCAGCGACAGCAGGCCCUAGCUGACCAGGCCCAUCAACAGCUGUUGCAAGAACAGCAGCAACAGCAGCUGUUGGAACAGCACCGCCUUCUGGAGCAACAACGUCUCAAGCAGCAAGAAGAAGAAGAAAGACAGUUGAUAAUUGAGCAGCAGAAGGAAAAGGAGAGACACCAUCAACAGCAACUUGAAGAACAGGAGCGUCAAAGGCAGAUGAUGGAAGAUCAAAUUCGCCGGCGACAGUUACAGGCCAUAGAAGAGCAACGUCAACAGCAAAAGUUGCUGGAAGAGGAGAGACAAAAGGUUCUGAUUGAAGAACAGCACCGACUUCUGCAGCAGCAGGAACUGGAAGAGCAGCAAAGACAGCAGCAGAUGUUAGAGCACCAAAGACGACAGCAGCUUGUUGCAGAACAACAACGCAUUCUUGAAGAACAGCGCCAGCAGCAGCUGAUUGCAGAGCAGCACAGAUUACUGGAAGAGGAACGACAGAGAGAAGAGGUGGAGAAGCAACAGCAGCUUAUCAUGGAGCAGCAGCGACUGAUGGAGGAGCAGCGACUGAUGGAGGAGCAGCGACUGAGAGAGGAGCAGCGACUGAGAGAGGAGCAGCGACUGAGAGAGGAGCAGCACCAGCAACAGGCUCUGGAACAGCAGCGAUUGAUGGAAGAGCAGCGACUGAUGGAGGAGCAGCGACUGAUAGAGGAGCAACACCAGCAACAGGCUCUGGAACAGCAGCGACGAAGGCAACAAGAAGCUGUUCAGCAGAUGGAAGAGGAGAAGCGGAGGCAAGCAGUAAUCCAGCAGCAAGAGGAGCAGCUACUCCGUGAAAAGCAACAGCAAGAGGCUGCAGCAAGACAAGAGGAGAUCAACCGCGCAAAGCAAGCUGAGCUAGAAGCCCAACAGCUUGCAGCAGCAGCCGAGCUAGCAGCCAAGGAAAGGGAGGCUGAAGAGAGGGUCCUCGCUGAGCAGCAGGAGUUGAUCGAGAGAGAGAAGCAGCGACUGCUGCAGCAGCAGCAGGAAAGAAUCAGGCAGCGUCAGGAAGAGAAGUUGCGCCAAGAUGAGGAAACGAGACAGAAGGUCCUUCAGCAACAGAAGAUGCUUGAAGAACAGCAAAGGGCUGAGAAGCAACGCCAGAUGAUGUUGGAAAAGCAGAAGCAAGAAGAAGAGCAAGCCAAAGAGGCAGAGCUACUACGUCAGCAGCAACUCGCCGUGGAGAUGCAACGGCACGAGGAGGAAAAGGUCCAACAGCAGAAGGACAUGCUGCACCAGCAUAAGAACAGAUCUCCUCUUUUGCCGACUCCUCAGAGGGGUCAAAGAAGCCCACCAGGAGGACCCCCUGGAGUAGGUCGCCAUGGACCCAGUAGGGGGAUGGGACCACCAGGAACAUCAGAUCCAGAUAUCGACAGCCCAUCUCGACAAGACGAUGACCAAGAUGAUGAAGAUGAGAUGAAAGCUGAUAUUGAACUACCCCAAGCCUUGGAGAAAGUACUUGCCUUCAAGAACGUCCGAGCUCAGGAGCUUGGAGUUUCCAAUGAAGGAGACUCGUUGGAGUUUGAGGGUCGUCGAAUGGAAUCAGAGGAACGAGAUGCAGAAGAAGAGGAGGACCUUGAACGAGAGGAAGAUGACGAAGGCUUUGAGGAAGCCUCUUCUGAGGGCCCAUCUCAACAGAACAAGAAACUGACCAAAAAUCAAAGACGUAAGAAGAAGAAGAAGAGAAGGAAUGCCGCCAAGAGAGCUGAACAGAAGCAGUCUGCUGAGCAUGGUCAGUCUGAAGCCAAGGAUGUUGAUAGUGACCCUGGGGUAGAGGUGGAGUACGUCCCUGAGCCAAUCAACAUGAGUGACCCCGCCGUCAGGCAGUUCAGCAGAAUCUUUGAGGCGUUCAAGUUGUCUGAGCCAGCCAAGCCAGAGAGCAAAGUAGAAGUGAAGGUGGAGAAACAGCCAGAGAAGAAGAAAGAUGAACCUAAGAAGACGUCGGAUGAUGACGACUCAGAUUCAGACUCCGACAUGGAAAGGGACAACAAUGACGACGGUCCGAGGAUGUCCAAGAAGAAGAUGCGCAAGAUGAAUCGUCUGAGUGUGGCUGAGCUGAAGCAGCUUGUACACAGACCAGAUGUGGUUGAGAUGCACGACGUCACAGCCAGGGACCCUAAGCUUCUUGUCUAUCUCAAGGCCUACAGGAACACCGUGCCAGUGCCAAGACAUUGGUGUUUCAAGCGGAAGUAUCUACAGGGUAAACGAGGUAUCGAGAAACCCCCCUUUGAGCUGCCAGAGUUCAUCAUGAGGACUGGCAUCAUGGAGAUGAGACAAGCCCUGCAGGAAAAGGAAGAGCAGCAGACAAUGAAGACUAAGAUGAGACAAAAGGUCCGGCCCAAGAUGGGAAAGAUUGAUAUCGACUACCAGAAACUUCAUGACGCCUUCUUCAAAUGGCAAACCAAACCAAAGAUGACCAUCCAUGGUGACCUGUACUAUGAGGGGAAAGAGUUUGAGACAAGACUGAAAGAGAAGAAGCCAGGAGAGUUAUCAGACGAUCUCAAGACGGCUCUAGGGAUGCCCAUUGGUCCUAAUUCCUUGAAGUACCCACCGCCUUGGCUGAUCGCAAUGCAGAGGUACGGGCCGCCACCCUCCUACCCUAAUCUGAAGAUUCCAGGGCUCAAUGCACCCAUCCCAGAGACUUGCUCCUUCGGUUAUCACGCUGGAGGAUGGGGUAAGCCGCCAGUUGAUGAAAUGGGUAAACCCUUGUAUGGAGAUGUCUUUGGUACCAAUGCAGGAGAUUUCAAGGAGGAAGAAGAAGAAGAAGAGGUUGACCACACCCGAUGGGGUGAGCUAGAGAGCGAGUCAGAGGAAUCUUCCUCCGAGGAAGAGAGCGAAGAGGAGGAGGAUGGGGAGGUUGAUGAGACGGGUCUUAUCACGCCGGCAGACGGUGGUUUGAUCACUCCCAGCGGCCUGACCUCAAUCCCGGCUGGCAUGGAGACACCCGAGAUGAUCGAACUCCGCAAGAGGAAGAUCGAGGACGCCAUGGACCAGGGAGGCGAGACCCCGUCACUGUACACCAUCCUCCCUGAGACGCGAACAUCAGUGGGCGGGGCCAUGAUGGGAUCAGCCCACGUCUACGACACAUCAGCGGCCAAGAAGGUUGGAGGGACUGCCGAGGGUGUGGCCAUCACCCUGGACCCCAGCGAGCUGGAUCUGGAUACAGCAGCAAUGGCGGCCAAAUAUGAGCAGCAAGUACGAGAGCAACAGAGUCAGCUUGAGAAGGAAGACUUCAGUGACAUGGUGGCUGAGCAUGCCGCUAAGCAAAAGAACAAGAGAAAGAAGCAGAACCAAGACAGCGGAAAAGCAGCAAAGAAAUACAAAGAAUUUAAAUUCUAGAAACAGUCAGGGUGGUAUUUUGUAUUUUUGUUUUCAAAGAUCGUUAGUAGAGCUGUUUGUUACCCCCCCCCCCCACCCCAAGUAAAAUUCUUCUGGGUAAAUAGUAAAUGUUGGGCUAACAAUAUUUCUUUGCAAGCUCAGUGGUCUAGUGGUAAAACCUUUUCUCUAGAAUGGCAAAGGCCGCGGGUUGGAAUCCCACCUGAGUAAUAACAACAUGGGAUUUUUUUUUUACAAGGGGAAGUACAGGGGAAUGUAACAAGCUUAGCACACAGCAAUGUAUUGUUGAAACACAAAUAUAUGUAAUAUUCUUUAUCCCGAUGCAAAGCACUUCGAAACGGUUUGGGUUUGGGCCAGUGUUGGUGAAGGAGGGAAAAUGUGUCUGUGAUUUGGUUAGAUUGUUUGUUUUUUUGUGGUUUUUAUUUUAGCUUAGCUGUAAAUUUAUCUGUGGCAUCAUUAUACAUGUUUCCUCUUCAUCACCUGAUACUGUACUAGGUCGUUUAUACUGUAUAAAGAAUUAAUCUUGAAGCAUAUUUUCCAUUCCUAGAGGUACAUGUAAUACCCAGGGACUGGUUUUGUUUUUUUAAAUCAAGAAGUAAAUUUGAUUUUCCCCUGGCAGGUCAAUUUUUAUAAGGUUGGCUUGUGAACAAUUUUGCCAAGCACAGACAAAUCUAGUCUGUAUAUUAGGAGGAAUUAGCAUUCUCCCUGAUUCUGCAUAAAGUUUCCUGAAAAUAAACCAAUCUUUGCAUAUUCAGAUGGGCAAAUUUGAAAACUCACUUAUUACGAAACUUCUCCCUAUUAUGUUGAAUGUAAUUCUAAAUAUCUCACUGAUUGUUGUCCACAGUCUUCUUGAUUGCAAGAUCCAAAUGUUUGGCAGAGCUAAAUUGGUCUUCUAGCCAGAAUGUGUAUUAUACACCCAAGCAUGAUUUUCUUCCUACUUCAAUCUGAUUUCCUGGUUGGUGGUUUGGGUUUUUUUUUUGCCCUGAAAGAACAAAUCACGGAAGUUAUUAACAAAUAGUCUGAAAAGCCUGUCUAAACUCGUUCUCACAAUAAAAAGUGUUCUACUUUUUUUUCCAAGGGUCAGAUAUCUAUCUGCCUGGUACCUCAAGUACGUGGUGGUUGCAUGGUGUGAAUUUCCUUCUGAAGAAUCUCUAGCUUGAUAAAAACCAAGACCAGGGGUGGAUUUCACAAAGGUAGUCCUAACUUAGGGGUAGUCCUAACUUAGGACUAGUCCUAGGCAAUGCUAAGAGAUAUGACUGGUCCUAAGUCAUAAACACUGGAAAAUGGCAGUGUUUGAGAUUAUUUAGUUGGAGUUUAGAAAACGAAAACAAGUUUCGAUUUAGGAAGUUUUCCUAUUUGUGUCUAUCAUGCCAAAUGCUGUACUUGGACUAUAAAAACUUUGCUUCGGAAUACAUAAAUGAAGAAAUUAUGUUGUUAAAAUGUACUAUUAAUGUACCGUCUCAAUAAGCUGGUUUGAAAUAAAAUGGUGAAGCCACACGUACUGAACAGGAA